Messenger RNA from Capsella rubella, 2210 nucleotides. Its product is annotated as cysteine-rich receptor-like protein kinase 17. Gene Ontology annotation, molecular function: ATP binding; protein kinase activity. The coding region runs from base 40 to 2073 and encodes 677 amino acids. Gene Ontology annotation, biological process: protein phosphorylation. NCBI's taxonomy places the organism in Eukaryota, Viridiplantae, Streptophyta, Magnoliopsida, Brassicales, Brassicaceae. The record is from RefSeq and is a predicted model, not a curated record. The transcript has 7 exons.
CAACCAUCACUCAAUUCUCUAAAAGAAACAAAAUCAAAAAUGGCAAAGAAGAGUUGUGAAUCACUCCUCUGUUUCUUAUUCUUCACUAUAAGCUUCAGUACAGUUUCUGUUUCUGCACAGACAGAGACUUGUGACGCAACUACUGGGGUUUUCAAACCCAAUAGUACUUAUGCCAACAACCGCCGUCUAAUUCUCUCCACCCUCCCUUCUAACGUCACGGCUCACGAUGGCUACUUCAACGGUUCCAUCGGUCUUGGUCCGGACCGAGUCUACGUCACCGGGAUGUGCGCUCCAGGUGCUGAACCUGAUGUUUGCUCCAACUGUAUCAAGACUACAUCAGAAAAAUUACUACAGAAAUGUCUUAACCAGAUGGAUGGUUUCUCAUGGUCAGGUGAGAAAAUCCUUUGCCUUGUCCGUUACUCUAGCAACUCCUCCUUCGGUCUACUUGUCUUGAAGCCGGAGAGUGGGUUAUACAAUGUCAAUGAGAUAAAAAAAGAAAACCAGAAGGAAUUUGAUAGCGGAUGGGACGGGUUAAUGUCCCGUUUAAUCGGAAGAGCAUCUUCAUCGGUGAGAAACAACUCGUCGUCUACUUCUUCUUCUUCAUCAUUGUCUAGUAAAUAUUAUGCAACGGAUGUAGCUUCGGUGCCAGUCUACGGGAACAUAUGGGUGUUGAUGCAAUGCACUCCAGAUAUUUCUUCAAAGGAUUGUAAACUUUGCCUUGAGAGAAAUAUUGAUUACUAUAAGACAUUUUACCAUGGGAAGAGAGGAAGCAUUAUAUGGCGGCCAAGUUGCUUUUUCCGGUGGGAAUUUUAUUCUUUCUCUGGUGCUUUCGAUGAUAUUGAUGCCAUACGUUCACCGCCUCCUUCACCGCCCUCUGUACCCAGCCAAACCAAUAUAACCAAGGAGAAUGAUGGAAAAAUCUCAGGAGGAACUAUAGCGGGGAUGGUUGCUGCUGUUGUUGUUACUAUAAUACUGAUUGUUGUAGGCUUGAUUAUUUGCAAGAGAAGAAAGCAAAAUAAAGAUAUUGCACUUCCAACGGAAUCGAUUCAAUUUGAUUUAAAGACAAUCGAAGCCGCGACAAGCAACUUUUCUGACGAGAACAAGCUUGGUGAAGGUGGAUUUGGUGAGGUUUACAAGGGUAUGCUCAUGAACGGCACUGAAAUUGCCGUAAAGAGACUGUCAAAAACAUCAGGACAAGGUGAACUAGAGUUCAAGAACGAGGUUGUUGUUGUUGCAAAACUUCAACACAUAAAUCUUGUCAGACUUCUCGGGUUUUCGCUACAAGGAGAAGAGAAAUUACUCGUCUAUGAAUUUGUUCCAAACAAAAGCCUCGAUUAUUUCCUCUUUGACCCUAACAAGAGAAAUCAGUUGGACUGGACAGUGCGACGCAACAUUAUUGGUGGGAUUACUCGAGGGAUUCUAUAUCUUCAUCAAGAUUCACGGCUCAAAAUCAUACAUCGUGACCUCAAAGCUAGUAAUAUACUCCUAGAUGCCAACAUGAACCCUAAAAUCGCGGAUUUUGGAAUGGCAAGGAUCUUUGGAGUGGACCAGACGGUUGCCAAUACAGCUAGAGUAGUUGGAACCUUCGGUUACAUGUCUCCAGAGUAUGUGACACAUGGCCAAUUCUCGAUGAAAUCCGAUGUCUAUAGUUUUGGAGUAUUGACUCUUGAGAUCAUCAGUGGCAAAAAGAAUAGCAGCUUCUACCAGAUGGAUGGCUUAGUUAACAAUUUAGUCACAUAUGUCUGGAGACUUUGGGAGAACAGAUCACUGCCUGAGCUCGUAGAUCCUAGUAUCAGAGAAGAUUGUAAAAGCGAUGAAGUCAUAAGAUACAUUCAUAUUGGGCUUUUAUGUGUUCAAGAAAAUCCUGCAGAUCGUCCAACAAUGUCUACGAUUCACCAAAUGCUCACAACCAGCUCAAUUACUCUGCCUGUGCCUCUGCCACCUGGAUUUUUCUUCAAUAACAGACCAGGAUCGAACCAACAUGCUCAGGGAUCAGAGACGGGUCAAUCGACCAGCAAGUCUAUUACUAGUUCUGUAGAUGAAGCAACGAUCACAUAUGUUGAUCCUCGUUGAAAUAAUCCAGCAUGUUCUCUGUUUAGUUUAUGUUUCCAUAUAGGCUUGUCAGAUGUUUUAUCAGCGUAUACGAAAAAUGUUGUAAGGAUCAUUUUCAGGUUGACUUAUUUAGCAUAUAGAAAUUUCACACUUAAGAA